This is a messenger RNA of Cetraspora pellucida, 759 nucleotides long. The record is from the annotation of a GenBank genome assembly. NCBI's taxonomy places the organism in Eukaryota, Fungi, Glomeromycota, Glomeromycetes, Diversisporales, Gigasporaceae.
AUGUGCACAAUUAAUGAGCUUUUUACCUUUACUCAAGAAAAUGAUACAGACAAUGACAUUUCAAAUUCUGCGGUUGACCAAGAGAAUAACAAUGAAAUAUGUAAAUGUCAAGAAAGUGAAACAUCAAUUAUAGAAGAACAGCAAGAGCAUGAUGAUGUAGUAACUAAAUGGAUCUUGUGUGAUUUACAGCUCUUUACUGUUGUUGAAUGCAAAGAAUGGCAGGAUAUGAUAAAAAAAGAGCAAUUAAAAUUAGUACUUUCACAAAUUCCUAGAAAAGUAUCAUUUACUUCUAAUAUAUGGACAGCAUCCAAUGGUGCUAUGUUUCUUAGUUUAACAAUCCAUUAUGUUAAUUAUUUUUGGAAAUUAAAUAGUUUCCUUUUAGACAUAAUCCUAAUAGAAUACAAAAAUAAUACCAGUUUUUCAAAAUCUCAAGUGGCCGAUGCGAUGUAUCAGAAAUUGAAAAACUACUGGUCAAUACUUGAUGCAUUAUCUCAAAUAUCAGCAUUUCUUGAUUCUCAGUAUCUUGCAAUACCCUUACUUAGUAAUGUGGAUCCUCUGUGUUGGUGGCAAACACAACAUCUUGAAUAUCCAACUCUAAGUAUUAUCACCUGUAAUUAUUUGCCAAUUCAAGCAACAAGCGUCGCCUCAGAACAAGCUUUUUCAAUUGCUGGUAAAACAAUUACAGAUGAAAGGAACAAGCUGGAUGAAAAGACGACCAGAGCAAUUCUUUAUUUGAAGCUUUGCUUAUUACAACAUUGA